Molecule: messenger RNA, 3437 nt
Organism: Halteromyces radiatus
Lineage: Eukaryota; Fungi; Mucoromycota; Mucoromycetes; Mucorales; Cunninghamellaceae
Exons: 6
Coding region: 138-3284 (1048 amino acids)
Biological process (GO): protein phosphorylation
Molecular function (GO): protein serine/threonine kinase activator activity; protein kinase activity; ATP binding
Source: RefSeq, a predicted model, not a curated record
UUUUUUUUCUCUCUCUAUUGUAUUCCUCUUUGUUCCACAACAAAAUUCCAUAGCAUAUUCUUCAUUGUUACACCUUCCUUUGUAUAUAUAUAUAAACUUCUACUUCCUUUUUUUUUUCUAAAAAAGAAUCGCUUGUAAUGGCACAGGUGAAUAAUAGUGGUAGUAGCAGUAGGGCAAAUAGUCCUCCUCAUACCCCAAGUCGUUCUAGAUCCAACAGUAUUAUGAGAGGUUUAUUGGAAUCUCCCGCUUUAAAUCCUCAACAACCUACUCCUACCAGAAGAAAUACCACCAAUGAUAAUCUUUUAUCUCGUUUGCCCAGUCUUCAUCAUCAUCACCAUCACGAAGAAUCUCCUUUAUCUGCUCAAUCCUUGAACCAACUCUCCGAUGCCCAGUUAUCAAACAAACCUGAAGACUAUGAACUUAAAGAACCGAUUGGUUAUGGCUCUUCUGCUGUCGUAUAUGCUGCGCUUUACAAACCAAGCAAUAGAAAAGUAGCAAUGAAGGUGAUUGAUCUGGACAUGUUUGAAAGAAACCAAAUUGACGAACUUCGACGUGAAACGGCUUUGAUGGCUUUAUCGAAACACCCUAAUGUUUUACGUGUCUAUGGCUCCUUUGUUAGUGGUUCCAAAUUAUAUAUCAUCACACCUUAUUUAUCUGCUGGAUCUUGUUUGGAUAUAAUGAAAACUUCUUACCCUGAUGGAUUUGAUGAAAUCACUAUUGCCACAAUUUUGAAACAAGCAUUGGAAGGAUUAAUCUAUUUACACAAGAAUGGUCAUAUUCAUCGAGAUGUCAAAGCAGGAAAUUUAUUGAUGGAUGAAUAUGGUUUGGUACAGUUGGCUGAUUUUGGUGUCUCAAGUUCUUUAACUGAAAAUAAUGAAGUUCGGAAAACCUUUGUUGGCACACCCUGUUGGAUGGCACCUGAAGUGAUGGAACAAGCUGGAUAUGAUUUCAAAGCAGAUAUAUGGAGUUUUGGCAUUACAGCUAUCGAAUUAGCUACUGGUCACGCGCCCUUUGCGAAAUAUUCUCCCAUGAAGGUACUUAUGAUGACUCUAUCUCAAGAUCCUCCCACUCUGUCUCGUGAAAAUGCCAAACACAAGUUCUCCAAAAUGAUCAAGGAAAUGAUUGAUACUUGUUUACAAAAAGAUCCCAAAAAAAGACCUACAGCCGAAAAAUUAUUACAACAUCCAUUCUUUCGACAAGCCAAAAGAAAGGAUUUUUUGAUGAAAAGUGUUUUGACUCAUGUACCAGCUUUGGAUCGUCGACCACAUAAAAAAGUCCCUCAAAAACAUAUCACUUUUGAAUCAACAGAUCAAUGGGAUUUCGAUACCCUUUCUGACAAUGAAGAUGCCACCAAAAACAUAACGACUCCUACAACUACUACUACUACAACAACAACAUCACCACCACCACCGCCCCAACCAACAACAACAACAACAACUGCAACUGCAACUGCAACAGAUGAUACUUCUACUUCUCCAACGACACCUGGAAACAAAAAGCAUAUCUCUUUUGGAAACGUUGUUAUCAAAUCAUUACCUCAACACAAUGAUAAAUCAUCUCCUAUUGAAGUACCUGAUUCAUCCACUUCCCCAUCAAGCAAAUCCACUUCUCCUGAUCUUAUUGUACCUACACCUCAUAGAAAAUCAAGGUUUGUCGUUGGCGAAAAUCAAAUCGAACAGCUUAAUGCAGCUCCAACAAAUCAACAUUCCAUGUCAUCUAUCAACGAACAAUCAAUACCACAACUCUCAGCCACUUUAUUUAGUCCAACUGAAAAGGAAGGUGUUGGCUUAGGUAUUUCUGGAGCCACUGCUACUCCACCUAUAUCAUCAUCAUCAACAUCAUCAGUUUCUGGUCAAGAAGUUAAGAAAGGUCGAUUUAGUGUCAAUCAAACCUCACAACGGACAGCCUCGGUAUCAACACCUUCUUUGGAAAGUGGUAAUUCGGAUUCAUCUAUACCUAGUGGGAAUACAACAACUGCCGUCAUCGCAAAGCCAACAGCUACGCCAAUAACAACGCCAUCGAUGGAUCCACAUGAUAUCAAAUCUACUCCAGUCGCUCGUGUUGGUAGUAGUGACAGUUUACGAAAAUCAAGAUUUGCUGUGCAUCAUUCUCCUAUGGCCACUACGGAAAAAGUAGUAUUACCUGAGUCUUUACCUCUUUCAAGAAAUCCAUCCGUCUGUGGUAGUUUACCCAAUGGUAAAGUCAGUCGAUUCUCUGUAGCAAAAGAUGAUUCUGGAACUAAAAAUGAAGGCACUUGGCAUGGACAAGAACCAGCUUCUAGUUUAUCAAGAGAAUCAAGUUUAUUAUCCCACGAUACUCCCAAUUCUACUAUCUUGUCAGAAGGUCGAAAGAAAGGUCGUUUCCAAUUAUCUGGUAUUGGUGAUAUGAAGUUCGAUAAGGAUUCUACUGGCUACAUGGAAUCACCUCAAUCAUCUGUAUCAUCUUACUCUCCAAACUCCUCUUUUUCCCGUGGUCAAUCUUCGAGAUUCUUUGAUCCUUCUGUACCAUCAAUGGUCUACUAUCAUAUGGAAAAUCUCUACAAACAAGCCGAAGCUCAAAAAGUUUUAUUGCACGAUAUGCUAUCUGGAUUGUCACUUCUCACUGGACAACAGCCUCCUUCUUCUUCUUCAUCCACCACGAAAUUCAAUAUAAAUGAUAACAAGGUUCAUGAUGGUGUGCGAUCACGUUCUGGCUCUCUCAGUAAUGAAAUUUCUCAUACUUUUGAUCAUCUUCAAUAUUUGCUUCAGGUAUCAUGCAAGGAAAGGGAACAACUACAAAAGGAAAAUGAUAGCUUGAAACGUGAAUUGGAUCGAUUAAGACGAUCGUUAGGAAACAACGUGCAAAGCAGCGGCAACAGACAAGGCUCGGCUACUCCAAACAUGGGAUCUUCGGCAAAUGAAGUCUCUUCCUUACCAACCAAAACGCCAUCAACCACAUUGGAACCUGUUGUCGAUCCAUUACCACCAUCUCCUUUGGAAUAUUUUGUACCUUCUCGCCCUCAUACCACCUCACCUUCUACAACAACACUAGACUCUGACAAACUAAAGUCUGCCAGUGCCACUACUCAUUUGCCAGGUGGAAGCUCCCCACUUCGAUCCAAUCAAGUUUCUGAUGAAUCCAUUGACAAUAAGGAAAAUGAUCUGAACAACAAAAACAACACAAGCGAAUCAACAACUUUGGAUUCUGGUCAUUCCUCCAUUCUUCCUACACCUUCUUCAUCUUACACCUGGGUGUCAAAAUCUACCAAUGCUCCGGAAGCAUUGCAUCAUGUGUCAUCUCCUUGAAUACUUUUAUGCCUGUUCAAAGCAGUACUUAGCUAGUCCCCCCCCUUGUAUAUAUAAUAUAGUUUGUUUAUUAUUAUUCUUUUUUACCUUUUAUCAAAACAAUGAAUCAAUAAAAAAAAAAACAGCCUUGACUACUACAUAUGUGAUUAUAAU